Molecule: messenger RNA, 741 nt
Organism: Echinostoma caproni
Lineage: Eukaryota; Metazoa; Platyhelminthes; Trematoda; Plagiorchiida; Echinostomatidae
Source: the annotation of a GenBank genome assembly
AUGUAUGUAUACCCUUUUUACGAGCGUGCCGGUCGUGUUCACUGUCUGGGUGGACCGGAACCUCGAUAUGGUUCAGUCGGUAUUGUGGGCGCUGUCUCACCACCUGGUGGUGAUUUUGCCGAUCCCGUUACCUCGGCUACGUUAAGCAUUGUGCAGCUUAACUGUUUUCCUUCUGUGCGCGCCAAUCAUUGCGUUUUUUCAUCAACUGUUCCGUUCUUUCCUGGUCAGGUUUUCUGGGGUUUGGACAAAAAACUUGCCCAACGCAAACACUUCCCCAGUGUGAAUUGGCUUAUAUCCUACUCCAAAUAUCUACGCGCUCUGGAUGACUACUAUGAUCGAAAUUUCCCGGAAUUUGUAGCUCUUCGUACCAAGAUGAACGAGAUUUUACAAGAAGAGGAAGAGCUAUCCGAGAUCGUCCAAUUGGUUGGAAAAGCUUCUUUGGCUGAAUCGGAUAAAAUUACUUUGGAAGUUGCCAGAAUAAUCAAAGACGAUUUUCUGCAGCAAAAUGGUUACUCCAACUACGAUCGUUUCUGUCCGUUCUACAAAACUGUUGGAAUGAUGCGCAAUAUUAUUGGAUUCUACGAUCAGGCGCGUCAUGCGGUUGAGGUGACUGCCCAAUCGGAUCACCGUGUUACGUGGGCUUUGAUUCGUGAGGCAAUGGGACCAACCAUUUACAAGAUAUCCAGCAUGAAAUUCAAAGACCCCAAAGCUGAUGGCAAAGUGAGUGUUUCGUUUUUUUGA